AUGGAGUGUCCAGAACCAAGUGCUGAGCAUCCAGAACCCACGCCGAGCUACGAGACCGACUGCUCCCAUAUACGCAAGAGGCGAGAAGUUCAAGAUGCGUGCCUGAAGCAGGAUAUAGAGCGUUUGAAAUUUCUCGCUGCAUCGGAGGGCGGGUUCCUUACCGAUGACCUGAGACGAGGAGCGUGGCCCAUCCUCCUUGGCCUACCUGCCGAUGCGAUGGUGACAUCUAGUCAACCUGAUGCGAGCCCUGUGGAUGAUGCUGAACUUUCCUGGCGUCACCUCCCCCGCCACCCCGACGAGGACCAAGUCCAGCUCGACGUCAAUCGAUCCUUCAUAUACUACCCGAACGGUACUGCUCUCGUUGCUCUUCGACUUAUCACAGAUAGCCGCUCCACGUGUGUCUCCGGCGGUACUAACUCUAGAGUUCUCAUAGACUUGACAGAAGCGGAUUUAACGAGACGCAAGGCGGAACUGUCCGAUCUGAUAAUCGAGGUCCUUCGACGGUACCCAUUCCUCUGCUACUUUCAAGGCUACCAUGACAUCUGCCAAGUCUUUCUUCUUGUCCUCGAUCCCGCGGUGCGGGCACCGCUCGUUGCUCGCCUUUCCCUACUCCGCAUUCGCGACUUCAUGCUCCCAACCCUUGCCCCAACGGUUGCCCAGCUUCGCCUUAUACCCGAUAUCCUUGACGCUGCGGAUCCGAGCCUUCGAAGGCAUUUGGCUGGAACCGAGCCGUUCUACGCCCUCUCGGGCACACUUACCAUGUAUGCCCACAAUAUCGAGGCGUAUGGAGACAUUUCUAGGUUGUUUGAUGUUCUCCUCGCUAGAGAGGCCGUCUUUAGUAUAUAUCUAUUUGCCCAGAUUGUUCUUAGCCGUCGAGAAGAACUCUUUGAUACCCCGGACGACGAUCCUUCUAUGCUCCACCUUAUACUGUCCAAGGUUCCUAAAAAGCUCGACUUAGAGACGCUGAUAGCACAGGCGAUUAGCCUCUUUGACAAGUAUCCACCAAAGUCCUUACGCUCCUGGAGACGCGUUUCCUCCUCUAGCUGCCUUAAGACAGCGGGGUGUGUCGAGGUUUGUGCUGGCCAAUCCCUAGCAGAAGGCCGCGGCUAUUUCGAGGCACAGCUGAGGGAGCUUCGCUGUACGGAGAGGUGGAAUGAACUGAUAAAGAAGGCUCGGCUAUACCGACGGCCUGCAAAGGCUAUUGGUCUUGCUAUUGUCGUAGGCCUUGCAGCUAUGUAUCUGCGGAAACAUCCGGCGCCUGUCAACUUCCUUUGCAUGGCCUUUUGGCGGUUAACUGGAAGAGCGAUGAGCUAA
Messenger RNA from Scedosporium apiospermum, 1314 nucleotides. Its product is annotated as GTPase-activating protein gyp10. The record is from RefSeq and is a predicted model, not a curated record. Gene Ontology annotation, cellular component: endoplasmic reticulum membrane. Lineage: Eukaryota; Fungi; Ascomycota; Sordariomycetes; Microascales; Microascaceae. Gene Ontology annotation, biological process: positive regulation of GTPase activity; endoplasmic reticulum to Golgi vesicle-mediated transport. Gene Ontology annotation, molecular function: GTPase activator activity. The transcript is spliced from 2 exons. Bases 1 to 1314 code for a protein of 437 amino acids.